Molecule: messenger RNA, 1938 nt
Organism: Anopheles marshallii
Lineage: Eukaryota; Metazoa; Arthropoda; Insecta; Diptera; Culicidae
Product: homeobox protein AHox1-like
Exons: 6
Coding region: 1-1938 (645 amino acids)
Biological process (GO): regulation of transcription by RNA polymerase II
Cellular component (GO): nucleus
Molecular function (GO): DNA-binding transcription factor activity, RNA polymerase II-specific; sequence-specific double-stranded DNA binding
Source: RefSeq, a predicted model, not a curated record
AUGGAGCAGUUGGCUCAUUUCGUAACGAAAUCGUUCGAUUUUAACAACAGCCGUGUGCUGGAUUUGCUCAACAUGACGGCCACGGCCGGUUCUGUACCACAUACCGAUUAUGGCACUCGGACCGGUUCCGAUUCGGAUCUGCUUUCCAAUACUAGCAGCAGUCUUGGUGGUGAUCUUGAGGACGAAAUACAUCCACACUCGCUCGAGGUAUCGCACGCUCGGCUCCACACGUUACAUCCGCUCCGUUCGAAUGUCCUGUCCAUCGAUAGAAACGAAAGGCGCGCAGAACCCUCGAACGAGGACGAGGAAACGAUCGACAUCGAAAUUACGGAUCUUUCCUACAGCAACGCUAGCGGUGGCAGUAGCGUAGGUGUGUACGAUAACGAGGAACAUAAGGCCAGCGGAACGGGUCGUCCAUCACACACCCAUCCGAUAUCUAGCACCAUUUCCCUAGAGCCGACGGUUGUGAUCAGUGGUUCCGGUGACGAGGCUCAAUCUGAGAAAAAUGGACAGAACAAACACACGAUAGGACGCUCGCUCUUACUGCUGUCCGGGACCCACAACAGCAAUAACAACGAGAAAGGUGUGACGAAUCGUAAUGAAAUUAGUGUUAUACGCAAAUUUGACAAUAAGCAGACGCACGAGAACAGUCGGUCCAAUGUGGCGCUGUGCGAUCUACCUGGCGGCGAAACAGAUGACACACGUGGAGGACAGAAGAAGGAGGCAGAUAAAGGUAGCACCGGUGGUAGCAAUAAUGCUGGUGACGGUGGAAAUACCAUUGGAAAAAAUAACAGCAAGCGACAUGUUCCACGGAAUUGGCUCAUUGCCGAUCUGGUGGAUGAAAAGAAGGAAGUAAAAGCCAAAGAUGAUGUUGCCUUAAAUCUUGUGCGUUCGGAAAGUGACACAAGAGUGGCCAAAGUGGCCCAUGGAUACGAUCCGACCGGUACGAUGCAGGUGGUACGUCCCAAACCGGCCUCCGAGCUGCUCAAGCAAAGUGUUGACCUGAUCAACAAUCACCACUAUCCGGCGGGGUCACUAAGCAACCCGGGCCAUCAUCCACCAGCGUCCGUAGCCGGUACCGACGGUGAAUCCGACACAGAAUCGCGAGUUCCUCGGGAAUCGCUUACGCCCGACCGGGACCAGGAUGCGGGUGCCGAUGGAACGCGAUCAGAGUCCGCACCACCGGCCGGUACCACUCCCGCCGAGGAACGGCUAAAACUACCAACCGAACCGACACACGUCACCAACGGGCAUGGUCCACUAUCAGCACUGACCAACAACAAACAGCGCCGAUCCAGAACGAACUUUACGCUCGAGCAGCUCAACGAGCUCGAACGGUUGUUCGAGGAAACGCACUACCCGGAUGCAUUUAUGCGGGAAGAGCUAAGCCAGCGGUUGGGACUUAGCGAGGCAAGGGUGCAGGUUUGGUUCCAGAACAGACGGGCCAAGUGUCGAAAGCAUGAAAACCAAAUGCACAAAGGUAUUAUCCUUUCGAGUCACAGCCCACCGGUCACCACUCCGCUCGAACCGUGUCGUGUAGCGCCGUACGUUAACGUUCCGUCCCUUCGUGCUGGUAACGGUGUUCCACCCGGUGGAGGUACGGCCGGAACUGGAUUGCCUCCUUCUACUACCGCAGCAACAGCAGCAGCAGCGGUCAACCAUCACUUCCCCGUUGCUGCCUUCUCUGCCUUCGAUUCUGCGUUUAUUUCCGCUGCAGCACAACAGUACGCAGCUGCUCUUACUUCCGGUUCCGUACCGGCGAGCCUUUUCUCACUGUCCCAGUACAGACCGGGAGGACUUGCGGCGGCCGCCGCCAUUGCCACACUGCCCGGAUUCACCGUGGCACACGACAAGAACUCCAGUAUCGUCGACCUACGGCUCAAGGCGGAAAAGCACAAAGAAAAUCAGAAGAAAAUUGUAAACAACGUGUCCUCGUAA